CCUUGGACUGGGGGAGAAAACCGGAGUACCCGGAGGAAACCCCCAUAGCACGGGGAGAACAUGCAGAGAUAUAUAUAGAUAUAUAGCAUGUAAUUAGCUGCUGCUGCAGGUGUCGUGUGGGGCAGAGGACAUCUCGGGUAUUAUCCGAUCAGCAAGUGCGCUGGAGUCUUUGCUUUAAACUGAAACACCGGCUCUGGCGGAUUAAUUAAAGUUGGCGGAUAAUAAUGAGAGAGCUUAAAGAGGAAGACACUAUUUAUUUAGCACAGCUUGAGUCACGGCUGAGGUGCAGAUGGAGCUGGUUCUGGCUGAAGGUUGGAGCCAAAACAGAGGUGAAGGGAGUCCAGCACAAGUUCCCACUGUCACGGUAUUUUUUAUUUUUAAUUGACAAAGCGGGGUAUGCAACAAGGGCUCUCGUGCCCUCUUGGCACACUGCCAAACUGAGGUGGCUGGAAUGCAAAAAGGUUAUGAUGAAGUGGUGUCAAGAAAUGUUGUUGUCUUUUUUACUUGAAGCAAAUGUUGUCUUUUUCCUUUAUUUUCAGAGUGCACCAGAAUGCUUUGUUUACAUAUUAAAAUCACAAACAUUUUCUUAUGGGGAGGAUGCCCCAAGACCACCCUAUAGUGAUUAAAUUCGGAAACAUGUCACUUUUUAAACCUCUUCUGAGUUUGCAGGUCUGCUUAUAUUUUAUGACACAGUAAUACACUGGCACCAGAAUGGAGCAGGUUAUAUAAUGGCCAUUUAAUGUCUUCAAGACUUUAUCCUGGUCAAGGUCUGGAGGCAGAAAUAUACCCUGGAUGAGAUGCCAGUCCAUCGCAGAACACCAUGCAUGCACCUAGUGGCAAUUUAGCAUAGCCAGUCUACCUAUCGGCAUGUUUUUUGGAGGUGCAAAGAAACUGGUGAUCUUGGAGUAAACCCAUGCUCAGGAGCAAGGUGGCAAUGACAUAUAAGGUCAACCCCAAAACCUAUAUGUUUGCACUCUAUGUAAUAAUAUUUGCAUGUCAUAUGUUUAAUACUAACUGGCAAUUAAAGCUAGCAAUUUCUUAAAAGAACGGUGUAAAUAGUAAAACCAUUACCAUUAUUGGCCCUUAAUGGUAUCCACUAGACAUAACAUGCCAUCAAUACAAGGCAACAAAUUAAUAGUAGUUUCCCACAGGGACCAUUACAGUUUCUAUUAAAACCGAUACAAUUACCAUUAUAACCACUACAACCAUUACAAAUUCUACGAGGGUUUCUACUGUUUUUUUUUCAGCAGGGUAAAGUUUAGAGUGCGGCCUCAAAUUCAUCAUUAAUUCUACACAUGAAAGUUUUACUUUAAAAUAUUAGCGUAUUAUUAUUAUUCUGUUGCUUGCAUGUCAGCAGUAGGUGGCAGCAAUGUAUUCUCCAGUCUUAAACAUAAUCUCCGGGAUAAAUGGGUAGCGUAGUCCUAAACGCGUUUUGUCGCUACCUGAUCCAGCAAGCGCCCGAUAUGCACGGCGCAUGCGCAAACCUUCGCGUCAACAAGGCAUCAGGCACGGAUCUGGUAGUGACAUGAUAAACCAAAGACAGCCAGAUUCUGUGUAAUAUCCGCAGGUUAAUGAUAGAUGCGUCCUUCAGAGCAGUGGUUCUCAAAGAGGAUGUCAAUGGAAUUAGACGUAUUUGUGGGCAACACCACCAUCAUCGAUGAAGAGGUGUACCAGCUGUGGUUGGAUGGAUAUCCAGUGAACGAUGCAGUGAGGAUGCGGCUAGAGAGUGGUGUUUUCCGUGAGAGUGAUGACAGCAAAGAGGUCCUGCACAGUGACACCAUGGACCAAUACAGAACCUUCCAGAUGUGCGAGCGGCUUUUGCACUGCCCCUCAAAACUGGCCAAUCAGCUCCUCUUUCAGAUCCCUAGCCAGCGGCAGGCUGUGCUCGUAGAAAGGUAUUAUGAGUUUGACCAUACGUUUGCCAGAGAGGUUUUGGGAAAGAAGCUUUCUAAAGGGACCAAGAAGGACCUAGAUGACAUCAGCUCAAAGACAGGCAUCGCCUUAAAGAGCUGCCGUCGUCAGUUUGACAAUUUCAAGCGAGUGUUCAAAGUGGUGGAGGAGCUGAAAGGCCCCCUGGUGGAGAACGUGAAGCAUCAUUUCCUCUUGUCUAAUUCACUGGCCAGGAACUACGCUGCUGUUGUGUUCUUCGCUAACAGCCGCUUUGAGACUGGCAAGAGAAAGCUGCAGUAUUUGUCUUUUCAGGACUUUGCCUUCUGUGCAGGCCAGCUCAUCAGCUACUGGACUGUGGGGGCCGUUGAUGACAUGAUGGAGGACAUGGAUGUAGAUCUGGAUAAAGAGUUUUUGCAUGAUCUAAAAGAGUUAAAGGUUCUGGUUAAUGAUAAAGACAUGCUGGAUCAACACAAAAGUCUGGUUUGCUCCCAGCUUAAAGGAAAAAUCAAGGUCUUCACUGAGAUGGAGGCUAAUUUUAAGAACCUAUCCCGGGCACUGAUCAACAUCGCGUCCAAACUCACCAACAUCAAAGAUGUGCGGGAUUUGUUCAUCGACCUUGUGGAGAAGGUAUCAAGUGAUAUGGGAGAGAUACAUGGGCGUAAUCAAAACCUGCAUCCUGAAAAUGUACCACAAUUAAAAUGGUGCUCUGGUCCACCAAAAAAUUCCUGCAUUCUCACAUUCCCAGGUUUAUUUGUAUUAUUUUGGAUGUUUACACAACCAAUUUCCACCCAAUUUCCACAGCAUGCUUUCUUUUUUUAGCACUUUGUGUGAAAAUAUUAGUGUUUGAUACUUUGUUAUUAAGUAAAAUAUCCACUUUUACAGAACAGCAGCUCAUAGCUUUCUUUUCCUUUUCUCCUACAAUCCAUUGUGUGCCUACCACAGUAGAUACAGCAUAAAGUUCCUCUGAAAAGGAAGUUGAGGAACUGUAAUGUUUUCUCUCAGUGAAAAAACAGCUAUCAGUGUGCAGCAGGGGGCUUCAUUUACCCCGGCAGCUCUGGAGACAGUGGAUGGGGGUUUGGAUGUGUGAGACUUUUACUGCCUUGUAAAAAUCUGUGAACUAUGACAGCAGUCACCCCCAAUAACCCUCACAAAUAACCAUAAAAAUCCCCCAACCCAGGACAGUGGUAUAACCUCUGUAUGACAAAUCUCACUUAAGUUGGUGUCUCAAAAAACUUUUAAGUUUCUCAAAAAUUUCAGUCACCUAGCCAUUUGUAUGAAGUACCUUUUUGAACUGCACAAAAAUACCAGAAGCUUUGGCACCAGAUAGCUAGAACUAUGAUUUUCCCACUGGCCUCCUAGUUCCAGUUUUAUGGCUUUUGGUAUCUGGUCAAUAUUGGCACCAACAGGGUACUCCAGGGUUGUGACUAGCAGUGUACCGUACCACGAUUAGUUAAACUUAUCAUGUCACACAACAAACAACUUCACCAAAAACCUAAGCUCUAACAGUAAAUUAGGAUGUUUCUAUUAAAAAGAAGGAAUAACAGGAACUGUUCAACUGUAUGCUCUAUUAUGUGAUAUAAUUAGGUCCAAUUCUUUUGUUUUUGCUGUAGACUAUAGAUAUUUGGGUUUGAGAUAACAAAAAACAAGAUGAUAGAUCAGAAUGUCAGCUUUCAUUUUCUAAUAUUUACAUCUAGACGUGUUAAACAACUUAGAACUUGAUACCUUUUGUUUGAACCCACCCAUUUUUCAAUGAAAAUAUUGGAACGUGACUGACAAUUGUUUCUUGUUGCCCAGGUGUGCCCUGUUAAAUUGAUUGUUUAAACAAUUAAUAGCUCUGAAUAUCCACUCUUGAUGAUGAUGGUGAUGAUGAUGAUGAUGAUGCAGUCGCUCUUACUAUUAUCCUGUACUGUGUCUGUUCUGGUCAUCACUCACAUUGGUGGAAAAUAAACUUGUACUAGA
This is a messenger RNA of Ictalurus punctatus (channel catfish), 3849 nucleotides long. RefSeq names its product acidic fibroblast growth factor intracellular-binding protein B. Gene Ontology annotation, molecular function: fibroblast growth factor binding. NCBI's taxonomy places the organism in Eukaryota, Metazoa, Chordata, Actinopteri, Siluriformes, Ictaluridae. The coding region runs from base 1579 to 2709 and encodes 376 amino acids. Gene Ontology annotation, biological process: platelet aggregation. Gene Ontology annotation, cellular component: nucleus. The transcript has 11 exons. The record is from RefSeq and is a predicted model, not a curated record.